AUGUCUGCCUGCGCUGCGGCUUGUCCAACCACUCACGCACAGUCAAACAUCCUUCAAGUUUCAAUCACCACUACCAAUUCAGAAACUGCCACGAUGCCUGUCCCCAUGAACUCCGCAACCACCGACAAGUCCACCGCAUCGUCAGCGACAGCACAAACCGCCCAAAAUGCCAAUAGCACAUCUACGCAGAGCGUAGCAAGCACGUCGCACACCGAGAAGACGGAGCAAGAGAAGGAAGCUGAGAGACUGUACGAAGAGCGUAUGGAGGAGGAAUACGCCAAGCGCGAGGGCGGUGCUUAGCCACAUUUACAUCGCAAUAAGUCAUUUCAAAUCUUGACUUUCUAAGAGUCGCUUCGGUACAAGAAUGAUACCCCUAAUAAAAUACAAUACAAUUCUCCUCGCAGAA
Molecule: messenger RNA, 406 nt
Organism: Parastagonospora nodorum SN15
Lineage: Eukaryota; Fungi; Ascomycota; Dothideomycetes; Pleosporales; Phaeosphaeriaceae
Exons: 1
Coding region: 1-300 (99 amino acids)
Source: RefSeq, a predicted model, not a curated record